This is a messenger RNA of Leguminivora glycinivorella, 1335 nucleotides long. Its product is annotated as CLIP domain-containing serine protease 14D-like. Gene Ontology annotation, biological process: proteolysis. Lineage: Eukaryota; Metazoa; Arthropoda; Insecta; Lepidoptera; Tortricidae. Bases 172 to 1278 code for a protein of 368 amino acids. The transcript has 8 exons. Gene Ontology annotation, molecular function: serine-type endopeptidase activity. The record is from RefSeq and is a predicted model, not a curated record.
UCGCUUAUUGAACCACGAUUCAUAUCAAAUAUGCGCAAAAUCGCAUAGUAUUAUUGUACGUAUGUAUUUAUAAAGGCAAAACCGGAUCUGAUGCAUGACUGACCAGUUCCAGUUACAAGAAAACAACUGUCAUCUACACGUCUUCACUCAAUAAUAAAUAAUAUUAAGAAAAUGAAUGAUAAAUUUAGUAUUUUAUGUGUACUCAGUUUGUUAACAUGGACUCCCUCUUACACAGCAGAUAUAAAAAACUGCAGCGAUUGCACUGCUUCCUACGCCUGUGCUGCCUUCGUGACGGCGACAGAAAACCUGAUAGCUUGCACGGUAAAGCUGCCAUCUUGCGUGCCAGUAGUUGAAUCCCAGGUGGUUGAGCAGCUGUCGAGUAACGGCUGCGGGCGCGAUGAUAGUGGGAACGCAAAGGUGUGCUGCGCAGAACUAACAGCUGGAGUGGAGAGAGCACUAGCGUCUGUUGACCAUCCAAACCUUCCCUUGUUACCGGAAAACUGCGGAGUUGGAGAAGACGACGAGUUUGCGAAUCGAGUAGCAGGUGGGGUUCCUGUUUUAGGAAUCUACGACUAUCCAUGGAUGAUCUUCAUUUCUUACCAGACUCAGGCAGGACCCCAAUUCCAGUGCGGUGGCAGUCUGAUAAACGACCGCUACGUGUUGACUGCGGCCCACUGUCUCUCCCGUAAGGAGGUACUAACUGUGAGGGUACGGGAAUACGAUGUUGAAACUAAAGGGCCUCCAGAUAUUCCUAUAGAAGAGGCCAUUCCUCACCCAGGAUACCGCCGUAGACCUGUCAUAACAGAUGACAUCGGACUCCUGAGACUGAAAAAUCCUGUGAACUUAUAUUCCAAAAACGCUGGCACAAUUUGCCUGCCAGUAACUCGCGACCUGCAGAACCGCGACAUAGUUGCACAGGGCGCCACCAUCGCCCAAAGGCGGAAAGCUGAGGAAAACUACGAAUCGGUCACGCUGCUAUAUGCCGAUGUAACCAUCUAUAGCACCGAGUAUUGCCGGGAGCAGUAUAAUAAAAGCAGAAAGCAUGGCGAAGAAGACAAGAUGAUCAACAAGAUUUGCUCCGACUCCAACCUAAAGGGCGCUUGUCGCGGGGUCUCCGGGGCCCCCUUAAUGGUGUGGGCCCCCUUUGGGGACCGAAAGCGCUUCAUACAAUACGGUCUCGUAACGUAUGGACCAAAUCGAUGCGGGACCCUUUUUCCGGAAGUUUACACUGACGUUUCGAAAUAUAUAACGUGGAUUUUGAAUACAAUACGAUCUUGAAUAUUAUUAGUUAUUUGUUUUACAAGGGGGCAAAGUAGUUGUUUAACCGCACGUGCC